AGUAUACUUUGAUUCCGGUUCCGGUCAGAAGAGGAAGUGUGUGUGUGUGUGUAAAGAAUUAAGAAAAAAGGAUUGUUGAAUUGACUGCACCAUAAUUAGGCAAUUUUGGUAAACAUUUUUGUUUCACCAGCAUUUCUGAAAAGAUUGCAUUAUGACACUAAAGCAAAAAAAUGGGGCAAUGUUUUGGAUUUUCUGCGUUUGUACCUUUGUAUCUUUUGCCCUGGAAUGUGAAGCUUUUAACGACACACAUAAUUUAGAUGGGGAAUUUAUGCAACAUAAAUGGAGUAUUCCAGUUCAUCUGCUUGCCGGUCUGCAAGCACACCGUGACAUCAUUGCGAAGGAAGGUUCAAGUGCUUUAAUAGAAUGUAAUCUUACUGGAAACCAUUAUGAUGACAUUCUGUGGUACAAUUCCAAAGGUCAUAUCCUGGAUGAAGAGAGAGGAGGAGGAAAAUGGUUGAUUUUGGACAAUGGUGUUCUGAAUAUCACUACGGUGACUUUUGAAGAUCGAGGCAGAUAUACUUGCAUAGCAUCCAGCUCUUCUACCUACUUUAACUACACCAUCACCCUACGUGUAGCCUACACACAUGGUGGUAUGGGUUUGUACUUUGUUAUUGUAUGCCUUGUAGCUUUCACUAUUACGAUGAUCCUUAACAUUACUCGUCUUUGCAUGAUCAGCAGUCAUUUGCGUAAAACUGAAAAAGCUAUUAAUGAGUUCUUUAGGACAGAAGGGGCAGAGAAGCUUCAGAAGGCCUUUGAGAUUGCCAAACGUAUCCCAAUAAUCACUUCGGCCAAAACUCUUGAACUGGCAAAAGUCACACAGUUCAAGACUAUGGAAUUUGCCAGACACAUCGAAGAUCUUGCAAGAAGCAUUCCACUACCGCCGCUUAUCUUAAACUGCAGAGCAUUUGUGGAGGAGAUCUUUGAGGCAGUCCGUCUGGAGGAUCCAGAUCAACCCCGAGAAUCUGAAGAAGAAAAAGUUGCUAUCAAAACUGCCCCCCAGGGAAUAUACACAAUUGAAUCUGAAAUGCACAGUAACUUCUCUCCAAGAGCUGAUUUAGAAAGUGAUGUCUUCAACAAAGAGGUUCAGGAAAUUGCAGUCGAAGUGUCAGUUCAUUCUUCUUCUUCUUCUAGAAACAAGGGCUUAGACACUGUUUCGAAUAGCAGUUCAGAAAAUGAAUGUAGCAGUUCUAAUCAGGUAGAUAGCAUUAUUUAUGAAAGUCACAUAUAGAAUAGACAGGUCAUAGUCGAGUUAAAGCAUGAAUCACACGUGUGUCCUUUACCUUUUUAAAGUGUAUAUAUUUUUUUUGCACACACUUUUUAUUUUGUAAGGGUCCACUCAUGGAUAUAAUGCUUUUCUCGGAUUAUUAUUUGUUGUGACUUUCCUUGAUGGAUGCCUUAAACAUCCUGGUUUACAAAGAUUUUUGUGUUUUUUUUCAAUACAUAAUACAAACUAGGAUAGUCCAGGAAUAAUUUUAUAACUUUUUAUAAAAUUAAGUUAAUUGCCUAAGAAUAGAAAGUCAGAUUUUGUAAAUGUUGAGCAACAUAGGUGUCUUUUUGUUUUUGUAUUGUUAUUUGGUUAGUUUUGUGAUGCAAAUGUAUGAAAGGCUUAAAGUUCAUUCUAAUUGAUUUUGGAUAUGUCUUACAUUCCCGCUAUUGUAAUGGCACCGAAUAUAUCUUUUGACUUUUUCUUACUUGAAAUAUGCUGCAGUUGUUACAGCAGUUUGAAUUAAAUUUUGUGUUGGUUUAUCAUCUGUAUUAAGAUUAUAAUAUUAUAUUAUCUGCUGCAUACUCAAAGCAGGCACAACCAUGUAGUUCACAGAUGCAUUCUAAACUAGCUCACGAAAUUAAUAUCCAUUGCGGACAACAAGUAUGGCGAAACAGUAUCUUCAAGUCGCUUGUGUGUUAUUGUUUCUAAUGGCUUACAAGUCUGUAUGUUCGUUUUGUAUUUGCAGAUGCAAAACAUUACAAUAAACAGAACAUUAUUUAAUAGGAAUGGGAAUUGCCUGGGAGAUUAACACUGUUUUAUCUGUUACAGUAGAAUGAUGUCAUGUUGUAUCUUAAGUAUUGCCAUUAGGUUCCGUAAUAUAUUGAAAUCUAUUAUUUAAUUUUGAUAGAAAUUAAAAUUGUGAUCAUAUCUCUUAUAAAAAUAUCAAAACUAUUACACUUGAGAUUUUUCAAGUAAGGAAUGUAGAAGUUUUGACGUAAGGUAGUGUACUUACUAAUAAUGGUGCCAGGGAGAAACGAUGAGUUGCAUGUUGAAUAGCACAUGCAAGCAAAGAUUUCACUGUACUCUGUUUACAUGACUAAUAAUACCCUAUAAAUUGUUCUUCAUUAUGUGUUUAAAAUGUACAAGGACCCUGGGCUCCUGACAUUUUCUAGAACAUUAAAAUACAGAGUUAAAUUCCUACAUUUAAACUGGCAACGUUCUUAUGAGUGUAUUAUGUAUGUUAUGGGAAACUGGACAGAAUAGGAAUGCCACAGAAAUGUGCCAGCUCCCAUUAAUGUAAGUAACUUGUAAUAAGUUUCACCGCAAAAAAAUUUCAACGCAGUGUUAAGCGUUCUAUCUCUCAUACAUACAGUGGUUAGAUGUGGCAGCUGUAUGUCAUUUUUAUUUUUUUGGCCUGUGUGUUAGUUGCUGACACGUAACAAAGACAUGGCAUGAAACUCUGCCGCCUCACGCUCUACAAGUCCUAGUUUCACAUAUGCACCCAGGCACUACCUGUGUUAAAUUUGCAUGUUUUCUUCAUGUCUGCAUGAGUUUUCUCCUGGCAUUCUUCCUGUUUUUGGAGGGCAUGCAUGUUAGGAUGAUUAUAACCUUUAAUAGCCCCAAUUAGAGCAUGCAUGGGUUUUCCCUACCAAUAGCUGGCUUGAGUCUUGCACUUUAUGUUGCAAGAAUAAGCUCUGGCCUCCCGUGACCUGGUACUAUAGUAAGCAUGUUUGAAAGGUGAAUAAAUAAGUGUGUCGUCAUCAUACGUACUUGUCACAAUUUAUUAUUGUUAAAGAGUGAAGUUUAAAGCUUAUGCAAGUAGCGAUGCCUUUAAAGUCCUCUGCAGUUUAGACUUGAAGUAGCAGUAGUUAUGUGCAGUAUAUUUAUUAAUAUGUUUUUAAAAAUCACCUACUUAAAAUGUACUGUGUUGAUGCCACUUCAUGAUAUUUGCGCUACAGACAACUUAAAUGUCCCUUCAGUUGGGCAAACAGCAGCAGCACUAAGGAACAACUGACCUCUAGUUCACUAAGCUCGGAGUCAGGAAAGAUUUGAAAAUAAUGUUACUAGAGGGAGUCGCACACAUUACAAACGGAUCCAUACAGCUGAUAAGAGUAAGCCAUUCAGAUCAUCCUACUGUAUCUCAUUCUUUCCUAUUUUCUUAAAUGAUUUCAAAGAGAGUAUAUUCAAGGUGUCCCUUUUUAAGAGCAUUAUUUGUUACAUAACUUAUUCCAUCUAUCAGUAUGAACAGAUUUUUCUUACUCUUUUUUUCCAAAAUAACCAUUAACCAACUUCUAUUUGUGCUCCAGUCACCAUAUUUUAAAACUAUUUAUAAAAACUGGAGGUAACUUCACCCAAUAUAGUCUUUGCGUGCUGUAUCUGUACACAAUUGUAUCAUAACACCCUGGGUCAUACCCUACUAAGUCUUUAUUGAAAAUUGUAUAAUGUUGUUAUUUAUUCAAUUUAAUAUGGAGAUCAUACUGCACAUCAUUUUCUGAACAUGACAUAAGUGAGCGGAGAACUUUAACUUUGUUAGAUUUAAUUUGUCAUAAAGUAUAUUAUCAUUUUGUCUAAGUACGACUGUUUUGUAAAUUCAUUUAAUCUCAAUAUAGGUUAUCAGAGAUUGACAUACUAUACAUUUCUGAGAGAUCAAUGGUCUAGGUGAGGGGUCCCACUGUGGCUACAGGUUUUUGUUCCAGCCAUCUUCUGUUUUUAAUUGAACUGCUGUUUCUCAGAUUCUGUCUUUUGGGAGCAAAAUAGAAAUUAGAAAACUAAGUUUGGUUAAAAAAAAUAUAUUAAAACGUACUAAGCAGUUAUAUGGGAAUAAUGUUGUUUUUUUUUCAAUAUUUCACCUUGAUUUUCAAUCUACUUUUUCCAGGUGUUUUAAUUGUUUCAUUCAUUAUUUGCUAAUUUGUGGGUCUGUCGCUAAAGUAGUUGCAGCAUUUCACAAUUCAGUGUUGUUUCCCUGGGUUUCUGCUCUGCAAUUAAGGGAGCAAACUGCACAGAGAAAGGGCAAAAUAUAAUAAAAUCAACAAAAAAAGAGUUCUACAUUUAAACCUAUACCAAAAAUAGAAAUAUUUCUAAAUGUCUUUUAUAUGUAAAAAUCAAGCUAUAAUUAAAUUAGAUCAGUGUUUUCAGUUGUUGUCAAUGAUUAUGAAUCUGGCUGAAACAAAAACCUGUAGCCACAGUGGGCCCCCAGGACCGAAUUUGAAAACCUCUGGUCUAGGUCUGCCAGAACUUCUAUCUUUGUUACUGCAGAGGGCACUGUUGUACAUAGUUUACAUCCGAUCUCCAGUGUCAAGCGUUUUGGCAGUUUUUAUUGGCUACAAAUAAAAAAAAAAAAAAAAAAAAAGUCUUACUUUUAAUUAAGAUUUUCAGGGUAAUUGAAAUACUUUUCCCAGAACAAUAAAUCCUUUAGUAUGUUUCCAAAGAUGAUUCCAUUUGACUUGGCCCAAUUUUGAUUUGUCUUUACAUGCAUAAUAUAAUUUGUAAUGAUGAUCUCCAACAUGAAUGUUUUUAUGGGUUUUUCAGAUGCCUUGUUCCACUUUACUCUGUUAAAAACAUUCUCUUAAUCCUUAAAGUAUGCUCUGUGAGCAGGUCUUCUUUGAACUCCUAUUUCCAGCACAAAAUCUUCUAUUAUAGCUAUUCUUUCACUUGUUCAGCAGUUCUUUUAUCCAAAUAACUUUCUAUCUCUUAAACAGUUUGUCUUCCUUUAUUUUUUUGCAGCAACUUAAACAUUUGAAGAAUGUAAAAUAAAACAGAUCAUUCUGAUUGUGUAAUGUGUUAUAGUAAAUCAUUGUUGUAAUAUAGUUUAUGUUUAUCUUCAGUUUUAUGUAUUCAUAUGUAAAUGUUGUAUAUUGUGUCUUGUAAACGCUUUUUCUAUUCUUGAUUUUUGACAUUUCUUUGUUACUUUACAUUGAAAAUUUAAAAUAUAUUAUCAAGAUCAGUAAUAUGAACUCCAGUUGUAAUGUAUUGUGUGUGUUUAUAUUAUAAGGUUGUUAGAAAUGUACAAGAGUGUUAAGACGUUUGGAAGGUAUUGUGUGUGUGUGUGUGUGUAUAUAUAAUAUAUAUAAUCAUUCCAAUCUUUCUAUGUAUUUGUUUGUUCUUAUGCACAUGUCAUGUAAAUUGACAUAGAGAUAUGUUUCUAAUUUUGUAUUAAAGAAUGUUUGUUUUAAAAUGCAUUUAAUACAUUUCCAUGACAACUUUAUCUCCCCUUAAUCUGUAAAGAAACAGAUCCUCUCUCAAUACUAACAAGUACAAGAUAAAAGCUUUCACAAAGCAGGAUUUGUAUUCUUCUCCAUGUCAUGUGCACUGUGCUAAGGUGACUUUUACUAGCAAAAUGUUUUUUAAAAUUAAGCACAGAAAAGGAUUAUAUCUUUGAUAAACAAUUUGGUUAUAGCAAGUGCAAAGAAGAAUACUUCUAUUUACUGGUACAUUCAUGAACUAGUAUUAUAUAUUUGUUGGUUUCUGUCCAUUUGAAGAAGGUGUACAUCUUGAAGUGAUUCUGUAGGUGUAUACUGUGAAAAUUGAAUAUUUAUGGUGCCAUUAUUGUGUUACAAAUUGCAUCAAAAACCAAGUACUUUAAAUUAUUCCUUUUACUUCGUAUAGACAAUUGCAACAAUCUGUGUGUUGCUGUGUUUACAGAACUUAUUUGCAUGAUGUGCUGUCCUAAGAAGAUAAUGUUUAAUAUAAUGAAGUCUCCAUGUUUCUAAUGAUGUUUCAUAAUUCUGCUUUUUUCCCCCCACAGUCUUUUGCAAGGCAUUGUAGCACCAUGCAAAAUGAAACUGUUAAAGAUUUGGAUUUCACUGAUUUCUGAAAAGGCAUGUUAUAUUUUGCACAUUUUGUCCCUUUUCUAAAUUUGUAAUUUAUACUAGAGUAUUCCUACUCUUUGUGUGUAUAUUAAAUAACUUUGCUUCAUGCCAUUAUAAAACAUAUAUUUUUUGCCUCCAUUAAAAACCUUAACCAGUCAAGUUUGCAUGGUAUUGCUAGCAAAUUGUGCACAAUCUGGCAGGACAUGCUCAAUAAGUGAUAUGUUAAGAUCUGCAUGAAUCUCAAGUCUUUGUUAAAUUAUUUAAAAUCACAUAUUAGAGUAGAUCCUUGUGACUUAAUAUUUCAAAUAUUUGCUUAAAAUUUAUGCAAACAUUAGAAUGUUGUCAAGUGCUAUGUUGGUUUAUAAUCGGUUUGUACAAAUAUUUAUAAUUAAAUGGUUUCUAUUGGAGUAAUACAUAACAUCAAAUUUGUUAACUUCCAAGGUAAUGUGUGAAUUCUGUUAUUCUGAUAUGGUAGAGAUUCAUGAUGAUUUAAUACUUGGAUUUUAUCUCGUUAAGUCCUAUUUUAUUUCAAAUUGAGGGCUGUCCUAUUUGGGGAAAAAAAAUUAAAAGUUCUGGGUCUAAGUAUACAGUAUGUUAUUGUAACUGAAUUCAUUUCUACCAUAAAUGGCACAAGUAGAUGUAACACUUGAAGACUUGCUUUUGUAAAUUCAUAUCAGUAUGUUUGUCAUGAAAUCCAGUAUGCAGUUUUUACUCUUGCUAAUUUUAAUCAGAAUGCCAAUUUUGUAUUAAGUGUUGUUUUUUCUCAAAUCAAAUAGGUUUAGUUUAUUCAAUUAAUAACCAAAAAUAUUUGCAUAAGAUGAACCUAAUGCAUCAAAAUUGAUGUUCCAUUUGUAAAGAUAAUGGAAGGUAAAAGUGAUUUUAAUAAGGAGCAGUUGCAGUGAAUGCCAAUUGAAUAGUAGCUCAGAUUAUAAAAAAUGAGUUUAAGAGCUCAGAAAUUAAUAUAGAUUACAUAGCUAAUAAGUGACAUCCUGAGCUUCAGUCUUUUCUGUUUUCUUACCAUAGAGAUGUAUCACUGUUCUGAUGCUUUAUUUUAACAGCGCUAAGCUGGUCUGUAGUAAUUAUUCGAUAAUACAGAUAUUUAAGAUAUAAUAGCAUACAGUAUGGUGCCAUUUAUUCUGUUUAGUACUGAGUCACAUUUUUGUAUAGACAGAACAUUAAUUGUCUUUGUACCUCUGUAGCAUUGUGCUCAUUUUGUCUGGGUAUUUUUAGUGGAUUAAUCACACAUUUGUGAUAGUUUUUUUUUUCUUUUAAAAAUGGGACCAUGUACUGAUGUUUAACAGUAAAUAUUUGCUUGUGAAAUGGG
Molecule: messenger RNA, 7339 nt
Organism: Erpetoichthys calabaricus (reedfish)
Lineage: Eukaryota; Metazoa; Chordata; Cladistia; Polypteriformes; Polypteridae
Product: microfibril-associated glycoprotein 3-like
Exons: 3
Coding region: 152-1228 (358 amino acids)
Source: RefSeq, a predicted model, not a curated record